Messenger RNA from Lytechinus variegatus (green sea urchin), 1697 nucleotides. It is a transcript of the gene iqck, whose product is annotated as IQ domain-containing protein K-like. The coding region runs from base 102 to 1109 and encodes 335 amino acids. NCBI's taxonomy places the organism in Eukaryota, Metazoa, Echinodermata, Echinoidea, Temnopleuroida, Toxopneustidae. The transcript has 7 exons. Gene Ontology annotation, molecular function: protein binding. The record is from RefSeq and is a predicted model, not a curated record.
CUUUUUGUUGACGCGGAGAAAUUCGGCGUGUGGACAGUUGUAAUUCGUCAGAAGAACUGGCAGGAACUGUUUCGUUUACAAUCAGACAAAUACAACCAAAUAUGUCGUAUAUAUCGCGGAAAAAGGAAAAAAAUCUAUGGGAUGAAAUAUGUAAAGAAUUUGCUCUCAUGCGUCCACCAUUCCAGGUGGAUGAUGAUGGAGGAUCAGUCGUCACAGAGAUCAUCGACUACAACCCCGCAGCUCAUUCACCUGUCAUGUUUGGUCACAUGUAUGAGAAGGUAGAACAUGCCGACACAGACCUUACCAGUGAAUUCAAUCCUGCCGUCUCUCACCCAGCAGUUGUAGGCUACACCAUGAUAGAGAAGCCCUCCCGGGAACCGACCCCUCGCCCAGCACCAAAACCCCCCAAAGACACUUGUACACCAAGAGAGUACCAGGAACACUAUAUCUUCCCCAUUCUGCUGCCAGCAUUGCUAGCAAUGCUAAAGCAAGCCAAAAAGGAAAGGUGUUUUGAGAGGAGGCGCUUUCGCUUCAAUGGUUUAGAUUUUUUGACUGAGUACCUUUGGAGGCAUAAUCCAGGCAUGACUGGCAGGGAACAUGACAACCUUGAUGAGAUCCCAUUUGUUAAAUCCAUCCUUGCUGAAAACCCGAGACCUCCUCUUCCACUUUCUUUGAUUUGGAGUGAGGUUGAAGCAGCCACUAUCAUUCAAUCUUUCUUCAGAGGAUAUAAGGUCAGGAAGAUGGAGCACAUCCAGGAGCUGCGGCAAUGGCAGAAAGAGUGGCGGGAGGAGAACGCAAACAUCAAGGACAAAGUGGAGCACUUCUGGAUGGAGCAUGAACCCGGUCCAGCCCAGGAGGAGCUCCGUCGGAGUGCCAAGCACAACAGGAGCCAGGGAUACCCAGCUUGCUUCAGGCUCCGAACAUGGAGCCCCAGCCCGGAGCCAGUCCCAUCUCCGCCAGAGCUGGAGGUGGAUGCUUCGGAGGUGGAUGGCACGACGACAGCUGGGGAUCAGUUAUCGCGUACAGCUGCGACAGAGAGGACAGGCUCUGUAGCUUCGACUGUCCCGUCAACAACAGUUUCGUCAAAUAAGAGGACAAUUGUGUCGUAGUGGAAUUGACAAGAAAAUUAAUGGUCUUUCAAGAACUGUGUAUGUGCACUGGUUAAACCUAUGGAGAGUGUAGCAAAAUGAAUUAAAAGAUGGAUGAUAUUUCAUUAAGCUGUAAGUUUUAAGUUGUUCAAAGCUUUAAUAGAGCUUUAUGAAAUGCCCCCCCCCCUCCCUCCCGACGAUUUAUAAAGAUGGUUAUGUCAAGCCUGAUCCAUGCAAACAACAUGCAUAGACUGGUCUCUUCAAACAAACUUUGUCAGUGUAUGCAUGCUUGUCAUUGUCAUCUAUUUCCAUGCAAGGGCUCACUUAAGUAGUAAUUGUUAGCAAAAAUACAUAAAGCAUCACCAAUAAAACUUUACCACUUUUGCAACAAAGCUCAAAAAGAAUUUUUCUUAGUGUUCAGAUACAAUGUGAUAAAUCCCUGAUGGUAUCACAUGCUUCAUAUGGUAUCAUAUCUAUCAAGACUAUCCAAAGUUGUGCAGACAGUCUUAUAAUGCAGUGAAGAUUUCAUUUUGAUAUAGAAAGCAAUUUUAACCCUAAGACUGCGGGGGGGGGCUGAUUCAGCCCCCCGACCUUCGACAUUUUUCGCGA